UCCUCCCGGGCCGCCCGCCCGCAGCACCACUCCGGCGGCGGCGGCGGCGGCGGCGGCGGCUCGGCCGUGCCGAUCCCCGGGGCUCCCGGGGCAGCACCCGCCGCCGGCUCCCCGCAGCCGCCGCGCUCCCUGCGCUCCUGCCCCUCGGCCCUUCCUCCUUCUCCUCCUCCCCGCUGCCAGGGGAAGCCCCAGAGCCGGAGCCCUCCCUGCCCUGACCCGCGGAGAAGUUGGGAUGCUCCCAGCGGUCUUCCCAGAGCUCUGAGUUUAGGGCGGGAUUUUCGUUCCCCGCGCUUUCGCUUUUUUUAGCCUUGGGUUUUGGUGUUUGGGUUUGUUUUUGUUUUUAUUUUUUUUUCUUUCCGCCUUUCUUUCUUUCCCUCCUUUUUUCUCGUCACCAAGCAAGCCGAGCGUCUGCGAUGGAUGGCAGCCCCGAGCCCCCCCCCGGGCAGAGGCGCCCCGUGAGCCAGGGCAGAGCGCCCGGCGGGGCAUGCCCCGCCGCCGGGGGGAUGCGGGCGGGCAGCCCCCGGCCGGCGACUCCGGCGCCGUGACCGAGGAUGCCCGCUACCCGGCCGCCUCUCCCCUCCCGCCCGAGCUCGCAGGGCUCCCGCUGACCGCAGCCGCGGGGAUUACAGCAGCUCCCGGGAACCAGACCGCGGAGCCGAGCCCCGGGAUCCCCGGAGAGAAGAGCUGCCCGCUGUGAACGGCUCUCUGCAAGGCGGCUCCCCCCAGCCCUCCGCGCCUCCAGCCUCCGGAUGGGGCCAAGGAUCGCCCGCCGGGCAGCGGGGCUGCGCCCGUAGAUGCUCCGCUCCUCCCUCCUCCUCCUCUCUGGACCCGCGGCUCGGCUCCCUCCCUGCUCACCGCCCCGAGGAGGGCGCGCACCCAGCCCGCCGGGGCGCCGGGGCUGCGCCGCAGCCGGGCUCCGCGGGAUGCGGCUCCGCGGGGCUCCGCGGGAGCGGGCGCGGGGCGAGGGCCGCCUGCGCUGAGCCGGCGAAGCCGCCCCGCCGACCCCCCGGCGGCAAAACAGCCCCGCCGCCAGCCAAACCGCCGGACCCAGGGACCUGCCUAUAAAUGUGAUCCCCCCCCGCCGCCGCCACCCCGCCCUUCUCCAUCCCCUCCCUCCGCUCCCGCGGCUCCAUCCCUCAUCCUGCUCCCCUCCCCAAAGACGGUCCGUCCCCGUCCCCGUCCCCCCCGUCCUCCCGUCCCCCCCCCCCCGCCCCCCGCCGGUCCUCUGCCCCCCGCCAGUCACCGCCAUGGAGCUCUCGGAGGUGCGGUGCCUGAGCGACAGCGAUGAACUUUACACCAUCAACAGGACCCCCCCCGGCAGCGGCAGACCCCAGCGCCUGCUGUGGCAGACGGCCGUGCGCCACAUCACCGAGCAGCGCUUCAUCCAGGAGCACAGCAGCAGCAGCGGCGGCAGCAGCAGCGGUGGGGGCAAGGGCUUCAGCUCCGAGGAGACCUGCUGCCCCAACCACCACCCCCACCCUCCGCACCACCACCACCACCACCACCUCCGGCGACAGUCGGCCGGCCGGAGUUUGGGCGGUGAGCGCCACAACAACGGAGGCACCAAAGUCUUCCCGGAGCGCACGAGCAGCAGCGGGGACCUGGGCUUUCUGCCCCUGGACUGUGCCCCCAGCAACUCCGACUUCUUCCUCAACUGGGGCUAUACCUAUCGCGGGGUGAUCUUCCCCACUCUCCGCAACUCCUUCAAGUCUCGGGACUUGGAGCGCCUUUACCAGCGCUACUUCUUGGGCCAGCGGCGCAAAUCCGAGGUGGUCAUGAACAUCCUGGACGUGCUGACCAAGCUGACCCUGCUGUUCCUCCACUUGACCCUGGCCUCUGCUCCCAUGGACCCCAUUAAGGGCAUCCUCUUGGGCUUCUUCACCGGCAUCGAGGUGGUGAUCUGUGCCUUAGUGGUGGUCAGGAAGGACACGACCUCGUACACCUACCUGCAGUACAGCGGUGUGGUCACUUGGGUGGCCAUGGCCACACAGAUCCUGGCGGCCGGCCUGGGCUGUGGCCUCCUUGGGGACGGCAUUGGCUAUGUGCUCUUCACGCUUUUUGCAACCUACAGCAUGCUCCCGCUGCCACUCACCUGGGCCAUCCUGGCUGGGCUGGUCACCUCUGUCCUGCAGCUCGUCAUGCAGCUGGUUAUCCCCAGGUUGGCCGUGACUUCCCUCAACCAGAUAGCAGCUCAGGCAGUGUUAUUUAUGUGUAUGAACACUGCAGGAAUCUUCAUUAGCUACCUAUCAGACAGAGCACAACGUCAAGCCUUCCUGGAGACCAGAAGAUGCGUAGAAGCCAGGCUGAGACUAGAGACAGAAAAUCAGCGACAGGAACGGCUGGUGCUUUCUGUCUUACCACGGUUUGUAGUCCUGGAAAUGAUAAAUGAUAUGACCAACGUAGAAGAUGAACAUUUGCAACACCAGUUUCAUAAGAUCUACAUUCAUCGUUAUGAGAACGUCAGCAUUCUUUUUGCAGAUGUUAAAGGAUUCACCAACCUCUCCACAACUUUGUCAGCCCAGGAGUUGGUCAGAAUGCUGAAUGAACUCUUUGCCAGAUUUGAUCGACUAGCACAUGAACAUCAUUGCCUCAGAAUAAAGAUCCUGGGGGACUGUUACUACUGUGUGUCAGGGCUCCCAGAACCUCGCCAGGACCAUGCACACUGCUGUGUUGAAAUGGGGCUCAGCAUGAUCAAAACUAUCAGAUAUGUUAGGUCAAGAACAAAGCAUGACAUUGACAUGAGAAUAGGGAUACAUUCCGGAUCUGUCCUGUGUGGAGUGCUGGGCCUGCGAAAGUGGCAGUUUGAUGUCUGGUCAUGGGACGUGGAUAUCGCAAACAAACUCGAGUCAGGUGGAAUUCCUGGGAGAAUUCACAUCUCCAAAGCCACUCUGGACUGCCUGAACGGGGAUUAUAAAGUUGAAGAAGGGCAUGGCAAAGAGCGUAAUGAAUUCUUGAGGAAACAUAACAUUGAGACUUAUUUAAUUAAACAACCUGAGGAGAGUCUGUUGACUUUGCCUGAAGAUAUUGUGAAAGAGGCUGUCAGCUCCUCUGACAGGAGAAACAGUGGAGCAACAUUUACCGAAGGAUCCUGGAGCCCUGAACUUCCAUUUGAUAACAUAGUGGGAAAACAGAAUACUCUGGCUGCCCUAACAAGAAAUUCAAUAAAUCUGCUUCCAAACCAUCUUGCACAAGCUUUGCAUGUCCAGUCUGGGCCUGAGGAAAUUAACAAGCGAAUAGAGCACACCAUCGACUUACGGAGUGGCGAUAAAUUGAGAAGAGAGCAUAUCAAGCCUUUUUCACUGAUGUUUAAAGACUCCAGCCUGGAGCAUAAGUAUUCCCAAAUGCGGGAUGAAGUAUUCAAAUCAAACUUGGUGUGCGCCUUUAUUGUUCUUGUAUUUAUCACCGCUAUCCAAAGCUUACUUCCCUCUUCCAGGGUGAUACCAAUGGUUAUUCAGUUUUCUAUUCUGAUUAUGCUGCACUCCGCUCUUGUGCUAAUCACUACAGCAGAGGAUUACAAAUGUUUACCCUUAAUGCUCCGGAAAACUUGCUGCUGGAUUAAUGAGACCUACCUGGCCAGGAAUGUCAUUAUAUUUGCAUCCAUUCUGAUUAAUUUUCUUGGAGCUAUCAUCAAUAUUCUAUGGUGUGAUUUUGACAAACCAGUAGCCCUGAAGAACCAGACGUUCAAUUCAUCUGCAUCUUUUACAGACAUCUGUUCCUAUCCUGAGUAUUUUGUCUUCACUGGUGUGCUGGCAAUGGUGACUUGUGCAGUCUUUCUCCGUCUCAACUCUGUCCUGAAGCUGGCAGUACUUCUCAUCAUGAUUGCGAUCUAUUCUCUGCUGACUGAGACCAUUUAUGCUUCCCUUUUUCUGCAGUAUGACAACUUUAACCACAAUGGAGACACAGACUUCCUGGGUACAAAGGAGGCAUCUUUACUACUGAUGGCAAUGUUCCUUUUAGCUGUAUUUUAUCACGGCCAACAGCUUGAAUACACAGCAAGGCUGGAUUUUCUGUGGCGUGUUCAAGCAAAAGAAGAAAUCAAUGAAAUGAAGGAGUUAAGGGAGCACAAUGAAAAUAUGCUACGGAAUAUUUUACCCAGCCAUGUUGCUCGUCACUUCCUGGAGAAGGAUCGGGAUAAUGAAGAAUUAUACUCUCAGUCCUAUGAUGCUGUUGGUGUAAUGUUUGCUUCUAUUCCUGGAUUUGCUGACUUCUAUUCCCAGACCGAGAUGAAUAACCAAGGAGUAGAAUGUCUGCGCUUGCUGAAUGAAAUCAUUGCAGACUUUGAUGAGUUACUAGGUGAAGAGAGAUUUCAAGAUAUUGAAAAAAUUAAAACGAUUGGCAGCACAUACAUGGCCGUGUCAGGAUUAUCACCUGAAAAACAGCAAUGCGAAGACAAAUGGGGGCAUUUGUGUGCUCUGGCUGACUUCUCCAUAGCUCUGAAUGAAAGCAUACAGGAGAUCAACAAGCAUUCAUUUAACAACUUUGAACUCCGUAUUGGGAUUAGCCAUGGCUCUGUUGUAGCAGGAGUCAUCGGUGCUAAGAAACCCCAAUAUGAUAUCUGGGGCAAAACAGUUAAUUUAGCAAGUCGAAUGGACAGCACAGGUGUUAGUGACAGAAUACAAGUGCCUGAAGAAACGUAUCUGAUCCUGAAGGACCGGGGAUUUGCCUUCGACUACCGAGGAGAGAUUUAUGUCAAAGGUAUCAGUGAACAGGAAGGAAAAAUCAAAACAUAUUUUCUUCUAGGAAGAGUUCAACCAAAUCCUUUAAUCUUACAACCAAGAAAACUGACUGGACAGUAUUCAUUAGCAGCUGUUGUAUUAGGACUUGUACAGUCUCUUAACAGGCAAAAACAGAAGCAAAUCCUUAAUGAGAACAAUAACUCUGGAAUCAUAAAAGGACAUUAUAACCGGAGGACUUUGCUCACUCCCGGUGGAUCUGAGGCAGCAGCCCAGGCAGAGGGGGCUGACAAAACUGAAUUGCCAUAAUCAGCAUUUUGUUUGUGUUCUUUUUUUUUAUUAUUUCUUUUAUAUAUAAAAAUAAAUAUACAAAUAAAAAGGGUUUAA
Messenger RNA from Aquila chrysaetos chrysaetos, 5060 nucleotides. It is a transcript of the gene ADCY8, whose product is annotated as adenylate cyclase 8. The record is from RefSeq and is a predicted model, not a curated record. Gene Ontology annotation, cellular component: plasma membrane. NCBI's taxonomy places the organism in Eukaryota, Metazoa, Chordata, Aves, Accipitriformes, Accipitridae. Gene Ontology annotation, biological process: cAMP biosynthetic process; intracellular signal transduction; adenylate cyclase-activating G protein-coupled receptor signaling pathway. Gene Ontology annotation, molecular function: adenylate cyclase activity.